AUGACGAACCCCGCCGUUGUCAUCUGUCAUGGUUCCUAUCACAGCCCCGCCCCAUAUGAGCCCUUUAUACGACACCUACAGAGUCAGGGAUUUGAGUCUUACUGUCCUCAUCGUCCAACCUGCAAUCUCAGCGAACUCAACGUGGGUGAUGUGGAACAUCCGGACUUGGAUCAAGAACCUCCCCUAGGUGGUUACCCAAGCGAUACCGCGGAUGUUGAUGAAGUUAUCCAACUCCUCGACAGGCUAGUCAAUCAAAACGGCAAGCGUGUUCUGCUUGUGGCACAUUCAUCCGGAAUAUUCUACAUGGGAGCCUUCGUCAUCCCGGUGGGCGAGUCAGUUUCUAGCUUCUUUCAACCCAAAGACGCCACCAUCGUUGCCCCGCCGUACAUGCGAUUUCAUAUAGGAGCUAACUUCAUAUAG
Molecule: messenger RNA, 420 nt
Organism: Aspergillus alliaceus
Lineage: Eukaryota; Fungi; Ascomycota; Eurotiomycetes; Eurotiales; Aspergillaceae
Product: alpha/beta hydrolase
Exons: 3
Coding region: 1-420 (139 amino acids)
Source: RefSeq, a predicted model, not a curated record